This is a messenger RNA of Eutrema salsugineum, 2295 nucleotides long. RefSeq names its product pentatricopeptide repeat-containing protein At3g62470, mitochondrial. The transcript has a single exon. Lineage: Eukaryota; Viridiplantae; Streptophyta; Magnoliopsida; Brassicales; Brassicaceae. Bases 1 to 1836 code for a protein of 611 amino acids. The record is from RefSeq and is a predicted model, not a curated record. Gene Ontology annotation, molecular function: protein binding.
AUGGCUGCUCCUCCGUGGCUACAUCUCUACAUGAGAAGAAGCUUCACUAGAGCUCCUCUCAGCUCCAACCGAAUCCAAUGCCUCCUCGUUCGCUCUUCUUCAUCGAAUUCCAAUGAAUUCAUUUUCGAUCAAAGCCGCAUAAUCGGCGGGACAGUGAUAUGCGGCGGCAGGAGAGGAGGAGAGGAAGUAGGAUUUCCCUGUGCUAGCUCUUCACCCUUUUCUCUUCUUAUUCGUUCCUCUACUUAUCAUCCUCGCACACACGCCUGCAUAGGUUUUAGAGGUUUAUCUAGUAUUACUUCUGAUGAUGGAUGUGAUGGCGAAAUUGAAUCUGAAUGCGAUAAUGAAGAAGAAGAAGAAGAAGAAGAAGAAGAUGUUGGUGAUGAAAUUGGGGUCAACUGUGUUGGUUCAAGUACUAAUCCCGAAGAAGUAGAGAGAGUGUGCAAAGUGAUUGAUGAAUUGUUUGCGUUAGAUAGAAACAUGGAGGCUGUUCUUGAUGAAAUGAAGGUAGAUUUAUCGCAUGAUCUGAUGGUAGAGGUUUUAGAACGGUUUCGACAUGCUAGGAAGCCUGCAUUUAGGUUCUUCUGCUGGGCUGCAGAGAAACCAGGUUUCGCUCAUGAUUCAACAACAUAUAACUCCAUGAUGAGUAUUUUAGCAAAGACUAGACAGUUCGAGACGAUGGUUUCGGUUCUUGAAGAGAUGGGUGCGAAAGGGCUUUUGACGAUGGAUACAUUCACUAUCGCGAUGAAAGCUUUCGCUGCUGCGAAAGAGAGGAAGAAAGCUGUUGGCAUCUUUGAGUUGAUGAAGAAGUACAAGUUCAAAAUCGGUGUCGAAACGAUCAAUUGCUUGCUUGAUAGUCUUGGGAGGGCCAAGCUUGGAAAAGAAGCUCAGGUUCUGUUUGAUAAGCUGAAAGAGAGGUUUACUCCAAACCUCAUGACUUACACUGUUCUGCUCAAUGGUUGGUGCCGUGUGAAGAACUUGAUGGAAGCAGCUAGAAUAUGGAACCAUAUGAUUGAUCAGGGCUUGAAACCCGAUAUUGUAGCUCACAAUGUUAUGCUUGAAGGUUUGUUGAGGAGCAGAAAAAAAUCAGAUGCGAUCAAACUGUUCCAUGUCAUGAAGUCCAAGGGACCUUGUCCUAAUGUCCGUAGCUAUACCAUCAUGAUCCGUGACUUCUGCAAACAGUCGAGCAUGGAAACUGCCAUUGAGUACUUCGAUGACAUGGUUGAUUCCGGUUUGCAACCCGAUGCUGCGGUUUACACGUGUCUGAUCACCGGUUUUGGGACUCAGAAAAAGCUGGAUACGGUUUACGAACUGCUCAAGGAGAUGCAAGAAAAGGGACAUCCUCCGGAUGGCAAAACCUACAACGCUCUGAUCAAACUGAUGGCGAGUCGGAAAAUGCCAGAACACGCCACGAGGAUCUACAAUAAGAUGAUCCAGAACGGGAUCGAGCCAUCGAUACACACAUUCAACAUGAUAAUGAAAUCUUACUUCAUGGCGAGAAACUACGAGAUGGGGAGAGCGGCUUGGGACGAGAUGGUCAAGAAAGGGAUUUGUCCUGACGAUAACUCCUACACGGUUUUGAUCAGAGGGCUUAUAGGUGAAGGGAAGUCCAGAGAGGCGUGUAGGUACUUAGAGGAGAUGCUUGACAGAGGAAUGAAAACUCCUUUGAUUGAUUAUAACAAGUUUGCUGCUGACUUUCACAGAGCAGGACAACCGGAGAUAUUUGAGGAAUUGUCACAGAGGGCUAAGUUCUCUGGUAAGUUUGUUGCUGCAGAGAUCUUUGCGAGAUGGGCUCAGAUGACUAGAAGGAAAUUCAAACAGAGAUUCAUGGAAGAUUGAUUGAUGACUGGGGGCUCUUAGCUGGGAUCUUUCUUUCAACUCACUGACACGGAGAAAACUUGUGCUCAUUAGUUAAGUUGUUAUACUUGAGCUCAUCUGCAAAUUAUUGGUUUUCGAGUCUGAGCUCUUACUUCAAUCAAGAACAUGACUUCACUAGCACAGCUUGGACUUAUCUUAACCACAAUUGGGCUUGCCUCGAGAUUCAAAUGCCUCAACGAGAACCCAUUGAGAAGCUUCAGGAAGCCAAUACUCGAAUGGAUUCAGAUUCUCAAACAUGUGUUUUGCUCUUGGUAUUGUAAAAUCGUUCUGAGCAACACCUCAGUAGUUGUUAUUUCAUUGUAAGAUGUUACAUUAUUGAUUUAUAACUAUUUCAAAACACAUACUGUAUAUCUUUAUCCAUAUAACAUUUCAAAUAUUUUUCUUCUGAAGAGAGAUCCCUCAAUUGUUGAACGAGGCAUC